Molecule: messenger RNA, 603 nt
Organism: Australozyma saopauloensis
Lineage: Eukaryota; Fungi; Ascomycota; Pichiomycetes; Serinales; Metschnikowiaceae
Gene: RPL16A
Product: 60S ribosomal protein uL13
Exons: 1
Coding region: 1-603 (200 amino acids)
Biological process (GO): negative regulation of translation; translation
Cellular component (GO): ribosome; cytosolic large ribosomal subunit
Molecular function (GO): mRNA binding; structural constituent of ribosome
Source: RefSeq, a predicted model, not a curated record
AUGUCUGAUUUCCAACCACUUAUCGUCAUCGACGGAAAGGGCCACUUGUUGGGUCGUUUGGCCUCCAUUGUUGCCAAGCAAUUGUUGAACGGUCAAAACAUCACCGUGGUCAGAUGUGAGGCUCUCAACAUCUCCGGUGAGUUCUUCAGAAACAAGUUGAAGUUCCACGACUACUUGAGAAAGGCCACCAGAUACAACAGAACCAAGGGUCCUUUCCACUUCAGAGCUCCAUCCAGAGUGUUGUACAAAGCCAUCAGAGGUAUGAUUCCUCACAAGACCGCCAGAGGUAAGGCUGCUUUGGAGAGAUUGAAGGUUUUCGAGGGUGUCCCAUCGCCAUACGACAAGAAGAAGAGAGUUGUUGUUCCACAAGCCUUGCGUGUGUUGAGAUUGAAGCCCGGCAGAAAGUACACCACUGUCGGUAAGUUGUCUGCUGCUGUUGGUUGGAAGUAUGAGAACAUUGUUGACAAGUUGGAGGAGAAGAGAAAGGUGAGAUCCGCUGAGUACUACGCCAAGAAGGCUGCUGCUGCCAAGAAGUUGGCUGCUGCUACUGCGCAGAACGCUGAGUCCGACGUUGCUAAGAAGUUGGCUGAGUUUGGUUACUAA